Scatophagus argus is the source of this 4638-nucleotide messenger RNA. RefSeq names its product MORC family CW-type zinc finger 2 (gene morc2). NCBI's taxonomy places the organism in Eukaryota, Metazoa, Chordata, Actinopteri, Scatophagidae. The transcript has 27 exons. Bases 562 to 3678 code for a protein of 1038 amino acids. Gene Ontology annotation, cellular component: nucleus. Gene Ontology annotation, molecular function: zinc ion binding. The record is from RefSeq and is a predicted model, not a curated record.
AUGACUUGAUACGUUUGACGUCAGCUACAUGUCUCCACAGUGUGAAGCUAGCUAGCUACCUUUAACGCUGCAUGAUAAACACUGUAGAAGGCGCUAAUAUCCGCUAGCUUCAUCUAUUAGGCUAAAUUAAACGUUAGUAACAGUUGCCGCAUAACAUCUGGGAUGUUUCUGACAUAUGCUCUUGACUGCACAUGACUUGGCCUUCACGGAGACCUAGCUGGGCGAAUAACUGAAUUUUGUAUAAUUACUGUUAAUUAUGUUAGUCUUCAUUGCUAACACCUUGCCUGAAGGCGCUCUUUGCUCUUAAUUCUAAAAAGGCCUCCCACGUGUUUUUAUGGGGAGGGGUGGUCUUGGGGGGGGGCGUAUGACUUGUUGAAAGCGUCAACAUGAGCUGCUGUCAAAUUGUGUCUUUAAUGGGGUAACGUUAAGAGAUUUUGCAGGUUAGUGUUCAAGACCUGUGAUAGUUUUCUUACUUUUUGUAGGCAGAAAACUCUAUAUUAGAGUUCAGUUGGACAGGACGAAGACAAACAGGAGACCAGGAAGAGAAAUAAUAGUGUGGUCAUGGCCUACUCCAACUACAACAGUCUGAGCAGGGCUCAGCUUACCUUUGAGUACCUACACACAAAUUCGACAACCCACGAGUUCUUAUUUGGAGCCUUAGCAGAGCUUGUGGACAAUUCAAGAGAUGCCAGUGCCACACGAAUAGACAUCUACACAGAAAAAAGACCAGAGCUGCGGGGCGGCUACAUGCUCUGUUUCCUGGAUGACGGUAUUGGAAUGGAUCCAAAUGAGGCAACCCAUGUUAUUCAGUUUGGAAAGUCAAACAAACGGUCCCCUGAGUCAACUCAGAUAGGCCAGUAUGGAAACGGACUUAAAUCCGGCUCAAUGCGUAUUGGAAAAGACUUCAUCUUGUUCACAAAAAAAGACAACGCGCUUACUUGCCUUUUCCUUUCGAGGACUUUCCACGAAGAGGAGGGACUGGAUGAGGUCAUAGUUCCCCUCCCCUCCUGGGAUCUGAAGACCAAGGAGCCACUGACCUCUGACCCAGAGAAGUACGCCAUAGAGACAGAGCUGAUCUUCAAAUACUCGCCUUUUAAAAAUGAACAGCAGCUGAUGGAGCAGUUCAAUAAAAUAGAAAGUAGCAGCGGCACUCUUGUGAUCAUCUAUAAUCUGAAGCUGAUGGACAACAGAGAACCAGAGCUGGAUGUAGAGACAGAUCACCAGGACAUACUGAUGGCUGGGACACCUGCUGAAGGAGUGAAGCCAGAGAAGAGGUCGUUCAGAGCGUACGCUGCUGUUUUGUACAUUGACCCACGCAUGAGGAUUUUUAUCCAGGGACAUAAAGUCAGGACCAAGAGACUGUCCUGUUGUCUAUAUAAACCAAGGGUUUACAAAUACUCAUCGACUCGUUUCAAAACUCGUGCUGAGCAAGAAGUAAAGAAAGCAGAUCACCUUGCUAAGAUUGCGGAAGAAAAAGCCAGAGAGGCAGAGAGUAAGCGCAUAGCUCUGGAGGCCAGGUUAGGCGAGGACCUGUCAAAAGAUUCACGGGCAAUAUUGAGAAAAGUUCAAGACUCAGCCAUGAUGCUGAAACGGGAUGCUGACAUGAAGAAAAGGAUUCUCGAAGCCAAACAAAAAGCUUUAAAGGAGCCCAAGGAGUUGAAUUUUAUAUUCGGAGUGAACAUUGAACAGAGGGACCUGGAUGGGAUGUUUGUGUACAACUGCUCUCGUCUCAUCAAGAUGUAUGAGAAGACGGGGCCCCAGCUGGAGGGAGGCAUGGCCUGUGGAGGUGUGGUGGGAGUAGUGGACGUCCCAUAUUUAGUUCUAGAGCCUACUCACAACAAACAGGACUUUGCAGACGCCAAGGAGUAUCGACAUUUACUGAAAUCCAUGGGGGAACAUUUAGCUCAGUACUGGAAGGAUACUAACAUUGCUCAGAAAGGCAUUGUGAAGUUCUGGGAUGAGUUUGGAUAUCUGUCUGCCAGCUGGUCUGCACCUCCGUCAUCAGAGCCGAGAUACAAGAGACGUCGUGCCAUGGAAAUACCACUUACUAUUCAGUGUGAUAAAUGUUUAAAGUGGAGAACGUUGCCAUUCCAGAUGGACGCUGUGGACAAACGCUACCCAGACAGUUGGGUGUGUCUCAUGAACCCUGAUGGCAGCCAGGACAGGUGUGAAGCACCUGAGCAGAAACAGAAUUUGCCAUGUGGAGUCCUGAAGAAAGACAAACAGACAGCUGAAGACAAACAGAAAGAGCUGGCAGAGAAAAUCAAACAGCAGCAGGAGAAACUAGAGGCCUUGCAGAAAACCAGCACCGUCAAAUCUGCAGCAGAUGUAAAGAAACUACCACUGGAGGUCAGCAUGAAACCACCAGAGAGCUCCUCUCAGACGACUAGGUCCACUGCACGUCCCCGCUCCCCGCCACUCCCUGCUCACCUCAAAAAUGCCCCGAGUGUCCCAGCAUCUCGUGCAGCUUCUCAGCGGCCCACCCGAACGCUUGCCCCUCCGCCACCCAGAGUCGAACCGUCCAGGUCCAGAGCUGCAGCAAAGCCUCUGCAACCUGCAGCAAAGCCUGCACCCAAAGCUACUGCCAAAACACGGGGCAGCUCACGGACACCUGCCAAGGCAUCAACGGCCAAAACAGCAGCAGCUGGACCACGCAAGCGAACCCUAGAGCAGGAGGACAGUGAGGAGGAGGAAGAGGAGGAGGAGGAGGAGGAGGACGACAGUGAGGAGGAGAGUGAAGAUGAAACACCACAGACAAAGAAAUCCAAGAUGGCUGCUGCAGUUGGUAACCGUGGGAAGGUGAUAGAGAAGGCCACACCUCCCAAACGUGGCAAGUUGGACGAGGUCAACACAUGCUCACAGCCUGAGAAGAAACUUUCUGCUCCUACACGGCAGACACCAGCCACACCAACCUCUGUUCUCAAAUCCGUUCCCAUGCAACAGCAUGGGACUAAAGCUAAGUUAUCUGAGAAGUCCCCACAGCAGGAGCCAGAGAACGACACUAAAAACGCCCAGAAAGAUAAGGGUCUACUGGUUGAAGUACGUGUCAACAAGGAGUGGUACACGGGCAAAGUUAUUGCAGUGGAGGCAAAUAAACAGAGUGUUCGUUGGAAAGUGAAGUUUGAUUAUGUGCCUCGAUCCACCCCGAAAGACAGAUGGGUGUUUAAGGGCAGUGAUGAAGUCCGGUUGAUGCGGCCGCCUUCCCCAAUCACUCAGACACCUGACACCCAGCAGGAGGCUGAGAAGGGGCCAGCACCCAUGGAGCCAGACACCACUCAACCAGGGACCAGUCGAGAAGUGACUGACAGUCUGGUCGCCAUGUUAAGGACAAUGCUGCGUUACUUCUUCCCUCCUGCCUUUCGGAUCCCAAAGGACGACGUUAACAGCAUGACAGCUGAGGAGUUGGUGGCCUUUCCUUUGAAAGAAUAUUUCCAGCAGUAUGAAUCAGGUCUCCAGUCGUUGUGUAACUCGUACCAGAGCAGAGCUGAUGCCAGGGCCAGAGCUGUGGAAGAGAAGAGCAACAGCACUGAGAUCAAACUGAAAGAGGCAGAUGAGAAACUACAGAAACUACGAACCAACAUUGUGGCACUGCUGCAAAAAGUACAAGAGGAUAUCGACAUAAACACAGAUGAUGAGCUUGAUGCCUACAUAGAAGACCUCCUUACCAAGGGGGAUUGAGGAUGAUAUAGAAGAGAGGACAUGCACAUAAGCAGACUGUUUUAAUUCCAGCCAUUGCUUGCUGACGGCUCCCCCAGGACUCAUGCUCAUGUGCAGGCAUGGCUGUGAAUACAUUGAAAUAUUUUCUAUUGUUGAUCCCUCCACUCAUUAAAUCUGGUUGUCAUAAUUUUUAUUUUGUUUGGUCCAGUGUCAGUGAGCAUUUAGUGAGCCUCGGUGCGAUUUGUUUUUUUUUAAUUUAGUUUGCGCAGAAUCCCUGGUGUUUCUACAUUUUUGGGUAGCCUUCUAGCCUGUGGUUUCCUCUUUAGACCUUUUCAUACACCUGCUUAUAUAUAUGUUAAUCUAUGUUUAAGACAACCUAUCCUGAUUUACCUUUGAAAUACUUUGUGUAGGUCUAUGACAAUAUAAGCUCUACUCACAUAGUAAGCUAAUGCUGUGACAAAGUGCAUACAUUUGUUCCUAAUACUGGUCUAUCGUCGGGUGAGUAUGAGACACACCAAGUGACUCAAGGCUCGACUGGAGAGUGCUCGGCCCUGCAGCCUGUACUUAAACAUUAACUUUUAUUUUUCUACACUAAAAACACUUCAGUGUUAACCAUUAUCUUCUUCCAUCCUGGUCUGAGAGCAAACCAGGUUAUUUUAUGGUUGGGUGGUGCUUAACACCCACAAAAAAUAACUACUUACUGGGUUUUAUCAGUAUGAUUAUUCACUUAUUUCCCUUCUCGAUUUAAGCUAUUACUGUUCUGUGUUUAUUUUUUUGGAAGGAAAAAAGUUUCAUUUAAUCAAAAAAGUUGCUGUGUUCAUACUUAUUUUGUGCCUGUGCUCUUCCUUUUGAACAUAUUUUUAACAUGUCAUUGAAAUGUUUUAUUAAAUGGUGCAUGCUUUGUCUUUCUGUUCUGAUUGGAACAAAAGAUUCUGUAUUUUUGACAAAUCUUUACUGAGAACAAUAAAACAGGUUCAGCAA